Juglans regia (Persian walnut) is the source of this 4301-nucleotide messenger RNA. RefSeq lists its product as uncharacterized. Gene Ontology annotation, molecular function: ubiquitin protein ligase activity. The coding region runs from base 57 to 3983 and encodes 1308 amino acids. The record is from RefSeq and is a predicted model, not a curated record. Gene Ontology annotation, biological process: protein ubiquitination. Lineage: Eukaryota; Viridiplantae; Streptophyta; Magnoliopsida; Fagales; Juglandaceae. The transcript has 15 exons.
AAGAAACACACAUUAACGUAUCUGAUUAGGGCUGCUAAAGUUCUUUGGGUUUCACAAUGGAGGUGGAUUUGGAUACAAGAGGCAUUUCAGAAGAAGAUACCUUUGAAGUUGAUGAUGAUAUUAUCACUAAUAUUGAUAAUUCCAAUUUUGAAGGUGAAGGGUGUGGGAUAUGCAUGGAUGUUGUCAUUGAUAGGGGAGUUCUAGACUGCUGCCAGCACUGGUUUUGUUUUGCAUGCAUUGACAACUGGGCUACCAUCACAAACCUUUGUCCGCUUUGCCAGAAUGAAUUUCAAUUGAUCACAUGCGUCCCGGUAUAUGAUACUAUUGGUAGCAACAAAGUUGAUGAGGACUCAUUUUCCAGAGAUGAUGAUUGGUGCAUUGAAGAGAAGAAUAAUAUGCUCUCUUUUCCGUCGUAUUAUAUUGAUGAAAAUGCAGUUAUUUGCUUGGAUGGAGAUGGCUGCAAAAUUCGAAGUGGAUCAGUGACUAUUGAGGGAGAUUCCAAUCUUGAUACAUCAAUUGCUUGUGAUUCAUGUGAUAUUUGGUAUCAUGCUUUUUGUGUCGGAUUUGAUUCUGAAGCCACAUCUGAGAGUACCUGGUUAUGCCCAAGAUGUGUGCCACAAGAAUCAGGAGUGGUUUUGACUCAGAGACCUAACAAUGAGCGUGGCCCAGAAGAUGCUAAUUGUGAAAGUUUUGUUGAGGAUGCUUUUGCUGGAAAGGUGUCCAUUUCUGUUGCUGAUGCUGGAGAGACAGCUGUUGUGAUCUCAAUGGUUGGUGAAAAUCAGUGGACUGGAGAACCAAAUGAGAGCUUUCUGUCAACUGUCAAAGUCGAACAGGACUUGAAAACUGAAACAGUUAUAUCGUCUUCUGAUGCCAUUAGUCAUAAGGUGGAAACGCCAUCGAUGGAGAAGACUAUCAUUCAACCAAUCUUUGAGGCGAAGGAGCUGGAACUGUCCUUAUCACACGAUCCAUCCUUCAGUUUGACUUCUAAUUCCUUGGUGAUUAGUGAGUUGAAGACAAGUUCUGCUGUCAAAGCAAUGAAGGAACAAAGUAGCUUUCAUGGCAUUGAAAAUACUUCAAGAAAGCUGACUAGUGAAUCCUGUAUUGGAAACAGGCAGUCUGAAGAUGAAUCGACUAUAGGCCUUCAUCUUGGAUUAUCUGUAGGCGCUUUUUUGUCUGUUGAUGACAUAAAGAAUGAUCGAAUUGGAGAUCAAGUCACUGAAGAUGUCCAGCAGCAAAUCCCUUCAGAAAAAUCUUUGGCAAAAGAUGCUAAUGAGAAUGCUGCCAUGGUUGGUGUAAAGAGAAAGUAUAUUUAUUGCAGUGAGCACGAGUCUACUAGUGUUGAUGGAAAUCCCAAACCAAAGAUUGUGACUGAAGUUUCUAGAAAGAAAAUUAAAGCUGAAGGGAGGAUUGAGCAGGUGCCUACAGAGGAGAACGGCGAUGCUUCUGUGCUGGAUAAUUCUAAGAGCUUCCCAACCCCAAUGGUAGUUCCCAAAGAUGAAAGGUUGAAACAUCAUCAAGAUGAGGAUGAUAUUGCUUCUGAUAUAAUGAGCAUAGUUCAAGGGAGAAACCAUAGACUUUCCAAGGAGAUUGCAUGCCCAAAUCCUCCUGAUAAAUCAUCGAUAGAGCGAGAAAACAUGGCUGGCUUGCGAGUAAAAAAGAUAAUGAGGAGAGCUUCUGAAGACAAGGAGUCAUCCAUGGCGGUUCAAAAACUAAGGAGAGAAAUAAGAGAAGCUGUUCGUGAAAAAUCUGCGAAAGAUUUUGGGGAAAGCCUUUUUGAUCCAAAGCUUCUUGCUGCUUUUAGGGCUGCUGUAGCAGUACCUAAAACUGAACCUGUUAAGAAGUUGGCACCUUCAGCAGUAAAGUCCAAGAAGUCAAUGCUACAGAAGGGAAAAGUGCGGGAAAAUCUAACAAAGAAAAUUUAUGGAGCAUCCAAUGGAAGACGAAAACGUGCAUGGGAUAGGGACUGUGAAGUUGAGUUUUGGAAGCAUCGCUGCAUGAGAGCUACAAAGCCUGAAAAGAUCGAGACUUUGAAGUCAGUUCUUGGCCUCCUAAGAAAGAGUGCGGAUAACUCAGAUCAGGGGUCUGAAUCACAGGCCACAAAUCCAAUUCUUUCCAGGUUGUAUUUAGCUGAUACAUCCGUAUUCCCUAGAAAGGAUAACCUCAAGCCUCUUUCAGCUCUUAAAGCUGUUGGUAGUUCAGAGCAGAAUAAAGAACAGCCCACUUCUGCAGACACCUGUUCAAAGGCAUCUCUUGAUAGUAGUACUAAAUGCACAGAAUCAAACAAAAUUGUGUCAAAGGCCAGGGUUUCUUCAUUUGGAAUUACAGAAAGUAAGAAUAAUGCCCCAACUUCAAAGAGCGAUGUUGCUUCUGCUCCUAGUAAAGUAACUUUAAGCACACGCCCAGCAGGGUCAUCCAUUUCUGCACCAUGUGAUUCUAAAGGUAGUAGUACUCAGAAGCAGCAGCUUGUUAAAUCUGAUGGUGUAAAGAGUGACAAAAGAAAAUGGGCCCUGGAGGUCCUUGCUAGGAAAACAGCUGUAGCAAGCAGGAACACCAGCAAUGAAUUACAGGAAGACAAUGCAGUGCUUAGACGAAAUUAUCCCUUACUAGCUCAAUUACCAGCCGAAAUGAGACCAGUACUGGCACCUAGUCACCAUAAUAAAAUCCCCUUAUCCGUGAGGCAGACACAACUUCACCGACUCACAGAGUACUUCUUGAGGAAGGCAAAUUUGUCGGUUAUUCGCAGAACUGCAGAAACAGAAUUUGCAGUUGCAGAUGCAGUUAAUAUUGAAAAGGAGGUUGCCGAUAGGUCAAACAGCAAAAUAGUAUACCUGAAUUUAUGUUCCCAGGAGAUGUUGCAUCAUUCAGAUAACAGCAAGUCCAGUAUAGCCACAGAAGCAUUAACUUCGCCCUCAGCUGAGGUUCCCAUCAAAGAAUCGGACCAAGCUACCAAUCAAAUUUCAACUGAUCCUGUAAUCUUAGAUGCACUGAGAAGUGCAGGCCUUGUGUCGGAUUCUCCUCCAAACAGUCCACAAUCAGAGAAGGAAGUCCUCAAUAAAGAUGACCCCUCAAUAAGGGAGGAAGGGCCAGAUGAUGUAUUUGAUAUGGAUUCUUGUCCAGAACUGGAUAUUUAUGGGGAUUUUGAGUAUGAAUUGGAUGAUGAAGACUACAUUGGUUCCAGUACAACAAAAGUCUCUAAGCUACCACCAGAAGAAAGUGCUUCAAAAAUGAAAGUGGUUUUCUCUACUCUGAACUCUGAAAAGUUGAAUAGUGGUACAGAUAUUAACGAUCAUGGAAAACCAGGGAAUUUUGAAGCACCAAAGGACUCUACCCUGCCCCAGAAACAUAGUGAUGCGGGCAUCAGCACUACCAUGGAGGGCGAGACUGACAAUUCUUGUGUUCCUCCAGAACCCUUUUCGAGUGAAAACGGUGAAGAACUUUCAAUUGUAGAAUGUGAAGAGUUAUAUGGCCCAGACAAAGAACCCCUCAUGAAAAAAUUUCCAGAAGUGGCAUCAAGAAAGAUAUAUGGACAGGUUGAUGAAGUAGCCGAAAACAAAGAUGCUGUAGAAAAUGAAAAUAACAUGUCAAAUAAGGUGGUAAAUGCAGAGAACAUGUUUGUUGCAACUGUUGGUCCCAACUCCUCUGGUGGGGAACAUUCACCCAACCAAUUUCAAACUGGGAAAAAUGUCGAAAUCAUGGAGAAGGAAUGUAGCACUGAGACUAGCAAGCGGCCUGAUAGCUUCAAUCAUGUAUUCAAGAAGGUGGAAGCCUACAUCAAAGAACACAUCAGGCCACUGUGCAAAAGUGGCGUGAUAACGACUGAACAGUAUAGGUGGGCAGUGACAAGAACUACAGAUAAAGUUAUGAGAUACCACUGCAAAGCCAAGAAUGCAAAUUUUCUCAUCAAGGAAGGAGAGAAGGUGAAGAAACUGGCAGAGCAGUAUGUUGAGGCAGCUCAGCAGAAGGAAAAAAGUGAUUCUUUGUAAAGGCAGUUUUUUUCAUCUUUCUCAAGGGCCAUAGAUGUUUACUUCCCUUUUGAGCUUAAUAAUUUGUGGGUAGUUAUGGGAAAUAGCCCUAAACACCAUGAUUUAGGCAUUGUACAAAAAUGAGAAUCAAAAAACGUUGACCCAACUUGAUGAGUAGUGGGUUUGGCCUGAACAUAAACUACAUAUUGGUGUUAGUGAGUCAUGGCUCCAUCACUUUGUGCGAGGGUUCUUGUGCUCCAAAACCAGAAUGUAUAUACUAACACGAAAUUGUUGUUGCUAUUAUUGUUGUUGCAAUUGUUAGUACAAUCUAUUGAAUGA